AUGACCGUCAUCGCCGCAGGCGUCGAAGCGGCGAUCUCCGUGGCGGUGACCCCGCUGGUGGAGGUGGAGCUGGGAAGCCCGCUGGUGAUCCCCUGCACGGUCACCAGCUCCGUGGGCGAUGAGGUGGUCACCCAGUGGUUCAUCAUUUCACGAUCUUCGCGAACGAGGAUCUCGUACCGCGACGCGCGACUCUUCGUGGCGGACGUGGGCACCGGCUACGAGAGCCGCAUCGACGCUCGGCGCAGCGACUCCGCGCUGGCGCUGAGCGCGACGGAGACCGCUGACGAGCGCCACUUCGUCUGCCAGGCGCUGGCGGGGCGCGCCGGCGUGGCCGAAGCCACCGCAAGCGUGCGGGUCUUUUCGGCCCCCACGGUGGCCGUGGCUGCGAGCCAGUGGCCCAAGCUGCUCAACCAGCAGCAGCACAAGAUCGGUGAAUGUUUUGUGCGCAACGCUUACCCAGAGCCCCUCAUCACCUGGUACAAGGAUUCCCUGCCCCUGCGGCCAUCACCUGACGUGAAAGUGACGAGGAAGGUGGCGACGGAGUCCGAUGGCACCUUCGCCGUGACGUCCGUCCUGCACUACCAACUGCAGAGGCGGGACGUGGGAGCCGGGUAUCGCUGCGUGGUCAACUACACCAUGCCGGGCGGCCGGAGCGAGACCGUUGCCUCGGAGACGAUUCACGUGACGGUGCAUUAUCCACCCGGGAGGGUGUCCCUCAUCCUGGAGUCUCCACGCGUCGCCGUGACGGAGGGCGACACGGUCGUGUUGAGGUGCCGUGCUGAUGGAUUCCCCCCUCCCCAGGUCCACUUCUACCGGAGCUCCCCGACGUGGGUGGACUACGGCCACGCGGCCACAGCGGGGGGGGACACGCUCACCCUGCCCGCCGUCACCCGCGGCGGCCACAGCGGCACCUACGGCUGCCGCGUCCGCGGCGUCCGGGGACCUCUCAGCGCCAGCGUGGAGCUGCUGGUGAACUCCGCAUGGCGCCUCUCCAGCGUCGCGCUCAUCGUCUGUCUUCCUCGCCAGACGCGCACGACGUGA
This is a messenger RNA of Lethenteron reissneri (Far Eastern brook lamprey), 1041 nucleotides long. Its product is annotated as basal cell adhesion molecule-like. Lineage: Eukaryota; Metazoa; Chordata; Hyperoartia; Petromyzontiformes; Petromyzontidae. The record is from RefSeq and is a predicted model, not a curated record. Gene Ontology annotation, molecular function: cell adhesion molecule binding. Gene Ontology annotation, biological process: cell-cell adhesion. Gene Ontology annotation, cellular component: plasma membrane; cell-cell junction.